Ipomoea triloba (trilobed morning glory) is the source of this 661-nucleotide messenger RNA. RefSeq names its product protein LATE FLOWERING-like. The record is from RefSeq and is a predicted model, not a curated record. Gene Ontology annotation, biological process: negative regulation of abscisic acid-activated signaling pathway. Bases 33 to 545 code for a protein of 170 amino acids. Lineage: Eukaryota; Viridiplantae; Streptophyta; Magnoliopsida; Solanales; Convolvulaceae. The transcript has a single exon.
CCUCCUUCUCCUUCUUUCUAACCCUAAGAGAAAUGGAAAACCAAACCCAAAAUGGAGAAGAUGCAAUAAGAAGAUCAUUCCCAUGCUUAUACUGUUCUAGAAAAUUCCACAGCUCACAGGCAUUGGGAGGCCAUCAAAAUGCCCACAAGAAGGAGAGAAGUGCAGCCCGGAAGAACAAAAGGGCAAACCCCCAUGAAUAUCAUGGCCUAAUCAAUUCUAUUUCUUCGUUCCCUCAAACCUCACUGGUUUUUGCCCCUAACCACACCCCACUCGGCCUGUUCAGCCACCACCACCCUCCGCUCUACAUCUCCGCCCAUUCCGCCGCGCUCUGCCAGUUCCCCGGCCGGUUUGUGGCGGCGGGCGGUGGCGCGGCGGCGGCGCCGAGGUUCGGGAGCUGCUUGAAUAGGAAUCCUUACUUGUAUGGUGAUGAGUACAAUGGGUUUGGUGAAGAAUGUCCGGUGCAGGGUGGUUUGUUGGGUGUUAGUAAGGACAGAGAUUGUAGUAGCAACAAGAGUCAAAAGCUUGAUUUGUCUCUCCAUUUAUAGGCCAAGAAAUAGGUUGUUGUUGGUAGAUCAGAUCAGAUCAGAUUGACUGUUCUUUCACUCUUUUUAGUUCUUUUUUUUGGUUGUUCAUUUUUGGUUCACAUUGCAUCUCUUUCUAA